UGUGCCUGAAGGAUAGACCUGAGAUCUCGUGCCUGCCCCACCUUAGAGGUUGCCCAACUGCCCCUGUUUCAUACCUGUUCCCCAAAAGGCCAUGGUAGUAGGCAAAGUAGACCAGGGAGUUGUCAUUCUGCUCAUAGGAGGAGAGCCCGUUGCCCACGGCGAGUCCCUGUGAAACACCCAGGGUGCUCAGCUCAUCUGGAGGGUGAAGAGGAGGAGCCUCCCUUGACCUACACCUAGACCUUCAGCAGUCUGGAAGCUGAAACCCAGGCUGGGUGGGUGGGGCAGGCCACUCAAUGUAAAGAACAGAGCUGGCAGCCUGACAGGUGCCAGACGCCCGACAGGACCCACAGCUCCGGCUAUACCAGGUUCCAAGAAUAGGGGUUGUACUCCAGGGUGACACCAUCUGGCUGGACCUGAGGAGGAAAGAGAUGGUCCAGUAAGUCCCAAGGGCCAUGAGGGUGGAGGAGCAGGGCCUCCAUGGCCGGCCCUUUACUAGUGGGCAAAACUCCCUGAGAAGCACAGGUGGUCAAGCCAAUGGGAUAGAUGAAAAAACAGGCUCAGGAGGAAGAAAACAUUGCCAGAAAAUUGCAGUCCUCAUUCCCAGCCUUUCUCUUCGGGGCCUAAUCCUCCCCUCUCUCUUUCUCGGGCUAUGGGAGGAGAGAGCUGCUGUCCACUCACCAGGAAGGGGCCGUGCUCGGUGAGCAACCCAUCUAGGGAGCUGCAGCCGGGACCCCCGUUGAGCCAAAGCACCACAGGGCUGUUCUCGGGAUCCUUCUGGGACUCCACAAACCUGGGAGGGGGGUCAGGACAGGGUUGGCACGGGUGGAGGGGCCCCUUCCAGCCCUGCCAGCUCCCAGGCGCCCUCAGGGGACUUCGGAACGCCCCACCAUCCGCCAUCCCCCCGGCGGGCUUCGCAGCGCCUCGCUCCCAACCCCGCCCCAGGAGGCAGGGCGACAGACCAGUAGUGGAAACGCUUGGAGCCGGAGCCCUUGAGGUAGCCGGAGAACUGGCGGAAAGACGGCUGCUUGGCCAGCCCAGGGAGGAACUGGACCUCGUCCUGCUGUGGGGCAGCCUCGCCUCGGGGCGCCGAGGAUCCGAGCAGCAGCAGCAGCAGGAACAGCGGCGACAGCGCGGUUCGGACCAUCUGCGGGGGGCAUCCCCGGGGCCAGCAGUUUACUCGCUCCCCGGGGAGGAGCUGGCGGCGCGGGAAGCCCGCGCUCCAUCCCCAGGUCCCAACCCGCCGGGCCUCCUCCGCCGCGCACAGACCCAGGGCUCAGGGAUCCCUCCCUUCCAGCCUCCGGAGCCCGCUCACCUCGGCUCCUCUGCGUCCUGGCUCUCCCGGAGGCGCCCGGGACUGGAAGUCAUGUGUACGCCAAGUCACGUGGGCGCCGGCGUCACGUGACAGUUUUCCUUGGCCCCACUUUAGGCCCGGCGGGGCGAGGCGGGGCGGUCAAUGCCGGGUCAAGGACCCGGGGCCUCGCAGGUCGUAGUCCCGGCGCCCGCGAUCAGAUGAUCCUGGUGUGGACUGCCAAGUUCCCGCGGCCUCCCGGGGGCCCGCUCGAGGCGGGAUGACUGAGCAAGCGGCGCUAGGACCCCUGGGCAGGGCCUUGGGGAAGGGAAUUGGGGUGGGGGAAAUGCCUUACAUGGUCCCCUAGUGGUCACCGUCUGAGCCCGCCGCCCGAAAUAGCUCCUGGCGCCUGCUGGCCGGCCUCAUGGCUGGGAGAUGGCUGCGGCCUCCGGCCCCGUGGAGUUGGGUGCACCCCGGGGACCCGCACGCCCGGAACCCUCUCCCACCCGCUUCCACCGGGUGCACGGUGCCAACAUCCGCGUGGACCCCACUGGGACGCGGGCCACACGCGUGGAGAGCUUCGCCCACGGCUUGUGCUUCAGUAGCGAGCCGCUGGCCCCGGGCCAGUUGUUCCUGGUGGAGAUCGAGGAGAAAGAGCUGGGCUGGUGCGGGCAUCUGCGCCUCGGUCUGACUGCGCUGGACCCCGCCAGUCUGGCCGCCGUGCCCGAGUUCUCGCUGCCCGACCUGGUCAGCCUCGGCCACACCUGGGUCUUCGCCAUCACGCGCCACCACAACCGCGUGCCCCAAGAGGGGCACCCGGAGACAGAGGCAGCGGCCCCCAGCCGACCCCCGACCCUCCUGGUGGAACCAUAUCUGUGCAUUGAGCAGUUUCGCAUUCCCCGGGACCGCCUGGUGGGCCGCAGCCGGCCAGGGCUCUACAGCCACCUCUUGGACCAGCUCUACGAACUGAACGUGCUGCCUCCGACCGCGCGCCGUAGCCGCCUGGGCGUCCUCUUCUGUCCGCUCCCGGAUGGCACGGCCGACAUGCACAUCGUCAUCAACGGCGAGGACAUGGGCCCGAGCGCGAAGGGGCUACCAGCUGCCCAGCCCCUCUACGCGGUGGUGGAUGUGUUUGCCUCCACCAAGAGCGUGCGCCUGGUCCAGCUCGAGUAUGGCUGUGAUGAUCAGUGAAACCAAUUUGAUGUGCCGUCCCUGCAGACUCUGUGCCGCCUGGUGAUCCAGAGGAGCGUGGUGCACCGGCUGGCCAUUGAUGGGCUCCACCUGCCCAAAGG
Molecule: messenger RNA, 2580 nt
Organism: Lemur catta (Ring-tailed lemur)
Lineage: Eukaryota; Metazoa; Chordata; Mammalia; Primates; Lemuridae
Gene: NEURL2
Product: neuralized E3 ubiquitin protein ligase 2
Exons: 4
Coding region: 1724-2479 (251 amino acids)
Biological process (GO): intracellular signal transduction
Molecular function (GO): ubiquitin protein ligase activity
Source: RefSeq, a predicted model, not a curated record